Molecule: messenger RNA, 465 nt
Organism: Erigeron canadensis
Lineage: Eukaryota; Viridiplantae; Streptophyta; Magnoliopsida; Asterales; Asteraceae
Product: methyl-CpG-binding domain-containing protein 10-like
Exons: 3
Coding region: 1-465 (154 amino acids)
Source: RefSeq, a predicted model, not a curated record
AUGAACCAAAAGUGCCGAAUCCCUAUCCCGUACCGAUCUCGUCCCAAUCCUGGUACCGAAAAGUGGUACAAACCCAAAUUGGGACAGGAGUUAUUUGUUAGCCAAAACUCAGUGCUAUUCGGGAUUUGGAACCGAAAUCCUGGUCCCGUACAGUUUUGGUAUCGGUCCCGUACUGGGGGCCCACUUUUGGCCAAGUUCGGGAUCGGUUCCGGGACCAAAUUUGAUUGGGCAAGUGGUGAAACCACGAGGCAGUCAACAAGAAUCAGUGAGAAGUUGAAAUCCCCAAAGAAACGGGCCAGAAAGUCUUCAAGUUCAAAGAAGGGUAAUGCAGAGAACGAAGAGCUCAUUCAAGCAAUCACUGAAAUAAAUAUCGAAAUGAAGAAAGAUGAAAAGACCGAGAAAGACAAUGAGAAACAAGAGGAAAGAGAUGGAAACAUCCCUGAAGUGACUGAGGAAACAUCAUGA